Glycine soja is the source of this 1557-nucleotide messenger RNA. Its product is annotated as transcription repressor OFP1-like. Gene Ontology annotation, molecular function: DNA binding. The record is from RefSeq and is a predicted model, not a curated record. Bases 280 to 1431 code for a protein of 383 amino acids. The transcript has a single exon. NCBI's taxonomy places the organism in Eukaryota, Viridiplantae, Streptophyta, Magnoliopsida, Fabales, Fabaceae. Gene Ontology annotation, biological process: negative regulation of DNA-templated transcription.
CAGUACGAGCUUUGUGCAUGUUUGCUGGUAAGCAAUCAUGAGAGAAAGUAAUUUGGUGGACAAACUUGGUCCCUUGCUUUCAUGCUAGAGACUUUAAUUUGGACCACCAACUUUUUUUUUUCUUUCUUUCUUUUUAUUCUUCCUGUUAUAAACCAAUCUUUCUGGCUUUAUUCAUCUUCCAUUUCAUCUUGAAUGAAUUGGAAACACAUCUGAGAGGCAUCACAAUAAAGAAACACAAAGAAAAACUUAGAGAGAGCAAGUGUUUGUGUCAUUUCUCUGAUGGGUAACAACAGGUUCAAGUUAUCAGAUAUGAUACCAAAUGCUUGGUUUUACAAGCUGAAAGACAUGAGCAAAUCAAGGAAGAGAAAUGGUUCUCAUGCUAUGAAGAGUAAAGUGUCUUCACCACCAACAACAACAACAUCACAAAGGUCGCUGCCAAGAUAUUCACACUAUUUCUCCACUGAGCCUAUUAGAGCUGGUAAGCUAUACAACACUCCCAUUCACACCAAAGACUUGGACAUGCCAUUCACUGAUUCACCUAGAAGGUCUUCCAAGAGAAGGGCUAGGAGAAAAACCAUCUACAAGCCUUCUCCCACCGUUGUUUCGUCCUCUUUCAUUCCCUCUUCCGGCUAUGACUCCGCGAAUCAUUGGAUCAAGCCAUGCCAGGUUCAGUCACCAGAUUAUGAUGUGUCUUCAGCUGAAAGCUCUUCUGAGUCUGAUCUUCAUGAGUAUGCUUAUUCAGAGUCUGAAUGUGACAGCUUUUCUGUUCCUGAUUUGCUUAAUGGAAUGGACACUAAUUGCAGCUGCAGAGUUAGCUCUUCCACUAAUGACAUCAUCAUUGACAUGAACAGUGAGUCCUUCCUUGGGAAUCCAGAAAAGCAAGAUGGGUUUGAUGCAAUUUCACAGCUUGGUCUUGCUCCAAUAUUGACAAGGCCAGUGAAGUUUGAUGAUAAGGUCAUCGAAGCCGCUGAGGUGAGAAGUUCAACUGAUUUGGAUGAAAUGCAGGAUGAUCAGUCUUUCUCAAUUGAGAUUAACAAAGAGGAAAGCAUUAGAACUCAAAGGAGGAGGAAAAGCAAUCAUAGAAAGCCCUUUGCUAAUUCUGCAGGCAUAAGGCUUAGAGUCAAUUCUCCAAAACUUGCAAGCAGAAAAGUUCAAGCAUGUGCAAGAAGGAGUGUGUCAUCCACUGCAAGCAAAGGUUCAAGGAGUACAGGCUUUCCAGAUGGAUUUGCUGUUGUUAAGUCCUCAUUUGAUCCACAAAGUGACUUCAGGGAGUCAAUGGUGGAGAUGAUUGUGGAGAACAAUAUCCGCGCAUCGAAGGAUUUGGAGGACUUACUUGCUUGCUACCUUUCCCUCAAUUCAAGUGAAUACCAUGAUCUCAUUGUUAAGGCAUUUGAGCAAAUUUGGUUUGACUUGGCUCAACUAAGAAUGUAAAGAUCUUAUUGUUAUCCAAUGCAUAUUUAUAAUCUUGUAACUAUCACCAGUCUUUUGAUCAACUUCUGUUCUGAAUUAUCAGAAAUUUGGUAUCCUCAUAUAAAGAAUAUCCUCAAGUUUUGACAA